This is a messenger RNA of Caenorhabditis remanei, 960 nucleotides long. RefSeq lists its product as uncharacterized. Gene Ontology annotation, molecular function: protein binding; metallopeptidase activity; proteasome binding. Bases 1 to 960 code for a protein of 319 amino acids. The record is from RefSeq and is a predicted model, not a curated record. Lineage: Eukaryota; Metazoa; Nematoda; Chromadorea; Rhabditida; Rhabditidae. Gene Ontology annotation, cellular component: proteasome regulatory particle, lid subcomplex. Gene Ontology annotation, biological process: proteasome-mediated ubiquitin-dependent protein catabolic process; protein deubiquitination. The transcript is spliced from 4 exons.
AUGGAACGUCUUCUCCGUUCGUUGAUUAUGAAUCAAAACAAACAGGCAACUGACAAGAUCGAUCACCCGGAUACUUCUGAAACUGUCAAUAUCUCAUCGUUGGCUCUUCUGAAAAUGCUGCGUCACGCUCGUUCUGGAAUUCCGUUGGAGGUGAUGGGUCUCAUGUUGGGAGAAUUCGUGGAUGACUACACCAUCAACGUUCUCGAUGUGUUUGCAAUGCCACAAAGUGGGACAAGUGUAACUGUCGAAUCGGUUGAUCCUGUCUAUCAAACGAAACAUAUGGAUUUGUUGAAGUUGGUUGGGAGAACCGAGAAUGUUGUUGGAUGGUACCACUCUCAUCCAGGAUUCGGAUGUUGGUUGUCUUCAGUCGACGUCAACACUCAACAAUCAUUCGAAGCUCUUCAUCAACGAGCCGUUGCCGUUGUCGUGGAUCCUAUCCAGAGUGUGAAGGGAAAAGUAAUGCUGGAUGCAUUCCGAUCCGUUAAUCCCCUCAAUCUACAUAUCCGUCCACUGGCUCCAACUGCUGAACCAAGACAGACGACUUCUAAUCUUGGACAUCUCCAAAAAGCAUCAUUAAUCUCAGUUGUUCACGGUCUCGGAACGAAGUAUUACUCGUUGAAUGUGGCCUAUAAAAUGGGUUCGAAUGAGCAGAAGAUGUUGAUGUGUUUGAAUAAAAAGAGUUGGUAUGAUCAAUUGAAUAUGAAGAAAUAUUCGGAACUUGAGAAGAGUCAAGAGGAAACAUUCAAGAAUAUCAACAAAUUGAUAACAGUUUUCAAUAAAGAAAUUGAUGAAGUUAAGGAGAAACCAUCAACUGAAAAGAAGAUUAAAAAUCUGGAUGAGGUCAAAAAGUUCGGGAAAAUCAAUGCGAAACAGCAGUUGCAGCAGCUGACAUCAAAUCUUCUCAAUGAUUCGCUCUGUCAUCAUCUCACAGCCAUGAUCAACACCAAAUCCAUGAAUUGA